AAAUAUAGAUAUAUAAUAUAAUAAGUUUUUUUUUUUUUUUUACCAUUUAUUUCUCUUGAAGUGAUUAAGCUGAUCAGAUUCAAGAUAAAGAAGAAGAUGAUAUACAACAGAAACACAGCCAAGAUUGAGGAUGGUUUCUUUGGUGGAAACAUGACCAAAAAGAUGCAUGCAAUCAAAUAUUGGAAAGUAUUUGGCUUUCUAUAUUAUCAAGAUGCACCAAAUCAAUCUAAUAUUUUGUCAGGGUUAGUAUUAGUAUACAUACAACUUCUGUAUAGAGAUCUUGCUGUUUGAUGUUUUGGGGGCAACACAUUCAUCUUCUUCUGGAAAUAUUUUUAUCACUCAAGCAAGGACACAUUAUUGUAGUCAUUAGAGAAUGAGUUCUGGUUCAAAUGUUACCAUCAUUACCAGGGAAACUUGGGACGAUUCAAACAACCGGAAUAAGUGUCGCCGUGGGACCCAGAACUUGCUAUCUCAAAGGUCUAAAAGUGAGGCCCACCCUGGACACAAAGGAGUUAUCCUGCAACAUAACAUGAACUGGGGAUGCCAAAUAUACUUCAAUAAUGAGCGGAUAUGGCUCGGGACUUUCAAGACAGAAAAAGAGGCCGGAAUGGCAUAUGAUUCCGCUGCCUUAAAACUCCGGAAUGGGAGUGGGGGUAAUUUUGAUCGUAAUUUCCCAUGGACUAACCUAACCAUCCAUGAGUUAUCCUUCCAGAGGUGGUUCUCCAAAGAAGCUGUUUUGAACAUGAUUAGAGACGGUUCGUAUCCUUCAAAACUAGCAGAUUACAUAAACCUCCAAGAAAGCGCUGAACAAGACAUAAAGCCAUCACACUCUUUGGACGCCGCAGGAGGGCUUUUUGGUAGAAGACUAUUCCAAAAAGAGCUCACCCCGAGUGAUGUCGGGAGACUAAACCGGCUUGUGAUCCCAAAAAAAUCCGCAAUGGAGUUUUUCCCACCGGUUCCAACAGGUGAAAGGGGCCAAAAUGUGGAACUAGUUGAGUUAACAUUUUACGAUAGGUCAAUGAGGAUCUGGAAAUUUAGGUACUGUUACUGGAAAAGUAGUCAGAGUUUCGUUUUCACCAGGGGAUGGAACAAGUUUGUGAGUUCACAUAAUCUGCGCCCACGAGACGUGAUCACUUUCUUCAUGUGCCCACAACCACCUGCCAACAUGAACAAUGCUGCGGUUAUUUAUGUUAUCGAGGUUACUCAUAGGAACCAAGUGCACUAUGACAUACCUGCUACUUUAACUGUUGACGAUGAUGAAGAUGUUAAAGGUGGUAUUACGCUUCACCCAAUCAAGUCGAUGCCGUUUUUGGGGGUCGAGGACAGCAAAGGAGUUUCAGUCAAGAUGGAGGAAGAUGAAAAUGGAUUAGUUGAAAGAAAGGAAGGUUUCAAGCUUUUUGGGGUGCAAAUUUGCUGAGAAUUUUUUGGUAUUGCUUAGCUUUUAAAUCCUUAUGAUUGAAUUGAAUGCAUUGAUUGGAUUUUUAAUUGUUGAUACAGAAUUAAAAUGAGAAUUACUCUAUUAAUCCUGUUGAAGAGAUAUUGGUUUUAGAGUAAUUGUGGUUUUAAAUUUGUAAUCGAACAUAUUGGUUUUAAAUCAUUAAUCGAGGUUAUGUGUAUGCAAA
This is a messenger RNA of Erigeron canadensis, 1622 nucleotides long. Its product is annotated as AP2/ERF and B3 domain-containing transcription factor At1g50680-like. NCBI's taxonomy places the organism in Eukaryota, Viridiplantae, Streptophyta, Magnoliopsida, Asterales, Asteraceae. The record is from RefSeq and is a predicted model, not a curated record. The coding region runs from base 374 to 1417 and encodes 347 amino acids. Gene Ontology annotation, biological process: regulation of DNA-templated transcription. Gene Ontology annotation, molecular function: DNA binding; DNA-binding transcription factor activity. The transcript has 4 exons.